AUGACUGAGAUCAGUCAAGAUGCUGUCGAGAGAUACCUGCAAGAGAAUCCUCAGUUUGCCCAGGAGUACUUUGACAAGAAGCUUCGGGUGGGCCUGCUGUUCAAAAACAGCCACCCAGGGGUGCAGGCCAGCAUGACUCUCCCUGAGAUGAUGCAGGUGGAGGAGGCAGCCCUGCGCCUGGAGCUACUGCAAUGUAUGCAGGAUGAAGCAGGCAGCGCCGAGCAGGUGACUCACAGGGCCCUGCAGAGGCUGGCUCAGCUUCUCCAGGCUGACUGCUGCAGCAUGUUCAUAUGCCGAGCAAGAAAUGGCAUACCCGAAGUGGCCUCCAGGCUGCUGGACAUCACCCCAACUUCUAAGUUUGAGGACAACCUUGUGGCCCCUGACAGAGAAGUCGUGUUGCCAUUGGACAUUGGGAUAGUGGGCUGGGUGGCUCACGUGAAGACAGCGGUUAAUGUCUCAGAUGUGAAAAAGAACAGCCAUUUUUCUGACUUCAUGGACAAGCAAACUGGAUAUGUCACCAAGAACCUGCUGGCAGUCCCGAUUGUGAUGGGAAAGGAGGUCCUUGCUGUGGUCAUGGCGGUGAACAAAAUCAAUGCUCCUGAGUUUUCCAAACAGGACGAGGAGGUCUUUUCCAAGUAUCUCAGCUUUGUUGCUGUUGCCCUAAGGCUGCAGCACACUGGCUACCUGUACAGUGUGGAGUCCCGGAGAAGCCAGAUCCUUAUGUGGUCAGCCAAUAAAGUGUUUGAAGAGCUCACCGAUGUUGAGCGGCAGUUUCAUAAAGCACUGUACACCAUCAGAACAUACCUGAACUGCGAGCGCUAUUCCAUUGGUCUUCUGGACAUGACCAAGGAGAAGGAAUUUUAUGAUGAGUGGCCAAUCAAGCUUGGAGAAGUUGAACCUUAUAAAGGACCAAAGACUCCAGAUGGCAGGGAAAUCAUCUUUUAUAAAAUCAUCGAUUACAUUUUACAUGGAAAAGAAGAGAUCAACGUGAUUCCGUCACCGCCUGCAGACCACUGGACACUCCUCAGUGGAUUGCCAACAUAUGUUGCUGAAAAUGGAUUUAUCUGCAACAUGCUGAAUGCCCCAGCAGAUGAGUAUUUCACAUUUCAGAAAGGACCGGUAGAUGAAACUGGCUGGGUCAUUAAAAACGUCUUGUCCCUUCCUAUCGUUAACAAGAAAGAAGACAUUGUGGGAGUGGCUACAUUUUAUAACAGGAAGGAUGGGAAGCCCUUUGACGAAUAUGACGAGCACAUCACCGAGACUUUAACCCAGUUCCUUGGAUGGUCUCUUUUAAACACUGACACCUAUGAGAGAGUGAACAGACUGGAAAGCAGAAGGGACCUUGCUCAGGAAAUGAUUAUGAGCCGCACAAAAGCCACCCCUGAUGAAAUCGGCUCAAUUUUGAAAUUUAAAGAGAAGUUAUGUGUAGAUGUAAUUGAAGAGUGCGAAGAGAGACAGCUACUGGCCCUACUGAAGGAGGACUUGCCGGACCCAAGAACCACAGACCUGUAUGAGUUCUGUUUCAGCGACUUCCCCGUUACAGAGCACGAGUUGGUUAAAUGCGGGCUGCGGCUGUUUUUUGAGAUAAAUGCAGUGGAGAAAUUCAAAGUACCUGUUGAGGUUCUUACGAGGUGGAUGUACACAGUGCGGAAAGGGUACCGCCCUGUCACCUACCACAACUGGCGGCACGGAUUCAAUGUGGGGCAGACCAUGUUCACCCUGUUGUUGACUGGGGGACUAAAGAAGUACUAUACAGACCUUGAAGCGUUUGCCAUGCUCGCUGCUGCCUUCUGCCAUGAUAUCGACCACAGAGGCACCAAUAAUUUGUACCAAAUGAAGUCAGCAUCUCCACUUGCAAAGCUUCAUGGGACUUCCAUUUUAGAGCGACAUCACCUGGAAUAUAGCAAGACUCUCUUGCAGGAUGAGAGUUUAAACAUCUUCCAGAAUUUAAGCAAGCGGCAGUUUGAAACAGUGAUCCAUUUGUUUGAAGUUGCAAUAAUAGCCACUGACCUGGCUUUGUAUUUCAAGAAGAGAACCAUGUUUCAAAAGAUCGUUGAUGCCUGUGAACAAAUGCAAAGUGAAGAAGAAGCCAUCAAAUAUGUAACCACCGACCCAACCAAAAAGGAGGUCAUUAUGGCCAUGAUGAUGACUGCCUGUGACCUGUCUGCUAUCACUAAGCCCUGGGAGGUGCAGAGUCAGGUGGCACUUCUCGUUGCAAAUGAAUUUUGGGAACAAGGUGAUUUGGAAAGAACAGUGCUGCAGCAGCAACCAAUUCCUAUGAUGGACAGAAACAAAAAAGACGAGCUCCCCAAACUUCAAGUGGGAUUUAUUGAUUUUGUUUGUACUUUUGUAUAUAAGGAGUUCUCACGGUUUCACAGAGAAAUCACCCCCAUGCUGAACGGCCUUCAGAAUAACAGAGUGCAAUGGAAAUCACUAGCUGAUGAGUAUGAGGCGAAGGUGAGGGUGACCCAAGAGGAGGGGAGAAAGCAGGAAGAAGGAGCUGUGGAUGGAAAAGCUGCCACAGAUUUAGGAGGUGGCACCGAUUACAAAAAGUCUAAAACGUGCUUAAUGUUGUAA
This is a messenger RNA of Cricetulus griseus (Chinese hamster), 2577 nucleotides long. NCBI's taxonomy places the organism in Eukaryota, Metazoa, Chordata, Mammalia, Rodentia, Cricetidae. The record is from RefSeq and is a predicted model, not a curated record.